Messenger RNA from Hydatigera taeniaeformis, 2334 nucleotides. The record is from the annotation of a GenBank genome assembly. NCBI's taxonomy places the organism in Eukaryota, Metazoa, Platyhelminthes, Cestoda, Cyclophyllidea, Taeniidae.
AUGUCCUUCGACUUAGCACACCUUCUGCAGAUUUUGGAUGAUUUGUCAUUGGUGGAACCUGAUAGUGAUACCGUUCGGCAACUUCAGGAAUGUCUUUCUGCUCCAGAUAGUUCAUUUGAAUCUCCCAAUUCUCAAACUAUUUUUCUUACCAGGUUAGCCGCCAAACUCCUCUCAAACCCAACGUCGCCUUCCUGUUAUGACCUUCUGUUGCUUGCCACAUCAAAGGCUUCUGCUGACAUUUGGUUUGACGUGCUUGUUUCGCAUUUACAGCAAAAAGGCUUACAAGCUGUGGCAGUUAAGCUUUGUCUCAGUCUUAUCUUGAAGUAUUUUCUUGAAUUUCGUCGUGUCCCUCAUCUUUUGCUCGCAAUAAGUUGCAUGGCAACUCGGCUUUCAGGUUCUGCUUGUCACACCUUCCUUGUUGAAAAAACUCGACGUCUGUUACAACUGCCCACUCUUGUCACCAACUCGCUUAGGACUGCCCCCUGUCCACGCCUUUUUGAACCAGAAAUCUAUUUUCCUUUUGUCGUGAGACAUGCCACUGAAGUCGCCUGUCCCAUUCUUAACGGUGUGCUUGUUUCUCAAUCAUGUUUACUGGGUUUCGGUAAGGAAAUUUGGAGGGCGGUUCUGCAUCAGGUUUCUCGUUCAGUGGAGAACUCCAUCACUUGGGGUGCAGCGCUUUCUCGGAUUCAGGAGAGAGCCUUGGAAGCAACUCUGCUUCCUCUCCUUAACCAGGCGUCCCAUCCCCACAUGGUCACGCUGUGUCUUUCUUCCGCCCUUGCGCCGAUGGAAAACCAGUUAUUCCGUCUGUUUCAUCGUCUCCUAAUCUUUCGCAGCCUUACUCCUCGAGUUCCCAUCAACAUAUUCGGUUUUUUGAGCGAGAACGCUGUUCCUGAUUUGGUCGCACGAGUUGAAAGGGAUCUAGGCUUAUGUCUGCUUCAGUGUUGGUCAGAUUCAACGGCUUUGCGAACCACUUCCUCGCAAAAACGCAUAUACUUGAAUCAGGCACUUGUCGUUUGGGUUGGUACCUUUCGAGAUUCUAUCAUCAAAUCUCCAUCUUACUCUGAAAUGUUGUCCCAUGUACUACGUGGGAUAACCGUACAUUUAGCCUGCAAUUUGGAGGAGCAGAGGGUUUUGGGCAUGGCUGUUGGUGAGUGGUUGAUCGACCAGUUCCAUAGCGGUGGAAAAGGAACAGCUGACGAUGACUUACAAGUUCUCAAGUUUGAAUAUGUGGAGAACGAAGCUGUAAAGCUUGUGAAACCCCUAUUUGAACCCAUCCAGCCUUAUCAUAAUCCUGAGAAUCAAAUGGACGAAAAUGUAGAGAGACUCUUCGCUUGCAAUCCAACCGUACGGUUUACAAAUACCGAAACGAAAAUGGACAAAGUGGACAGUGAUGACGAUCCAGAAGAAGAUGAAACGGGUGUAAGAUUUCAGCCGCUUCCGGAGUAUAUUACACCUGCUCCCUCCGGCUGGCCUUUUCGUGCUCGUCGUCCACAUUACCUCCGAGAAUGCCUCGAUGGUUUGGGAGGCGCUAAGCACAAUCCUGACGAUAUGGCCAGCAACGAGGUGGCGUUGUCUUGCUUUGCUCAUGCAGAGGAGCUCAUUUACCGUCACAAAGGUGGCGCUGUGGAUGAGGUUGCGGCGGUCUUCGCAGACACUCUGCUGCACAUUGAGCCCCCUACCUGUCCAUACGUCAGAGAGGUAAAUGCCUCACGCCAUCGCGCUUUGGUUGCCCUUCUGGUGACUUCGCCUCGUCGAACGGCUCGUUACCUCACUGGACAGCUGACUCAGUCUGGUCUUGCCCUUAACCAACUCUCUGCCGUUAUUGCGGCACUCACUGAUGGUGUGUGCUGUCUACGCUCUAAGUUCACUCCUGUGGCCGGCGACUUCUUCUUCCCCACCCUCCGAGCUACUCAUCUGCUACUUAAGCGCCAACCCGGCGUUUAUGCUCAUCUUGACGAUGCCGUGCUAGCUCGACUUGUGGCAUCCCUUGGAGUCAUGUAUUCAUGCGGUCGCAACUCACCCAUGCUUCCACGAAUGGCCGAGGGACUUUUGACUCUGAGUCCCCUUAUCUUAACAAAUUUUAGUGAUCCUGCUGUGCGGAGAUCAUUCCUCUCUACCCUGAACGUUGUGCUUACCGUCACGCCCCCAUCUGUAUUCACUGCAAAUCAUGAACUCCUGCUUAAUCCCCACUUGAAAGAUAUACUUUUCAAAACAUUUCAGGCCGACCCUGAUUUGGAUUGCCAGCAAAUGGCAGGAAUUGCGCUGGGUUUCUUGCGCAAACAAUUUGUCGAGUUACUUGGUGUAAAUCCCAGUGACCUUGUGUUAAAAGAUUGA